UUUUAUUUUAUUUAGCUCUUGUCGAUGCCAAAGUGACUUGCUAGCUUAUUCUCUUGAUCGUGCUGACUUGAGAUUGUACAAAGUCUGAGUUUGUUAUUUUGAUAUUUUAAAACGAUAAACAAAUUUGUUUUUAUUUGUUUUUGUUAUUUUUGAUUAAUUUCAUUGGAUUCAAUUGAUAAUUUAAAAGAUUUCAAGGAAAUAAUAAUAAUAAUAAUAAAAUGGCAACUCAAACAGUGGUGAUGGCAUUACCACAAAUUGAAGUGUUCAAUCGUGUACUUGGAUUACCAAUGGUUGAACAAGCCCUUGCCGUAUCAUCAUCAACGUAUUUACGUGUCAAGGAUUCACAUCAAUUGUUCAACUGGAUACUAACUACUGCUGAAAGUUCAUUGAGCUCGGCAACUUCAAUUGCAGCUCCAUUUGCUAAAAAAUUUGAGACUCCAAUACAUUUUUUUGAUAAUAAAUUAUGCAUGGGAUUGGAUAAAAUUGAGGAAAAAGUUCCAAUGGUCAAAGAGACACCAGAACAAAUUUUUGAAAAAGGCUACAUGUUUGCCCUGCAAACAGUUCAACCAGCUGUAUCAAAAAUUUCAUUUGCCAAUGAUUUAAUAUUAUCCCAAGCAGCAUCACUCAAAGAACUUAGUUGGAACAAAGCGAAUCAAAUUCUCAGCACCUAUUAUGGUACUGUUGCUAUCCAUGGCCUUGACAGUACUGCAAUUGUUGUCGACAAGUUGAUUGACAAGUAUUUUCCAGCAACUGGUACUGAAAUCAUUCAAGAACCAACAUCAAGUGAAGAAGACAAGUUGUUACAUACACUACAGACUGUUGGAAGACUCUCAAAUAAAGCUGCAAGAAGAGUCUAUGGAAAUGUUAUUUUUAAUUUACGUACUAUUAAUCGUGACAAAGUAAAAUUAUACGUUGGUAAUAUUGUUGAAUUUUUACAAAUAACACAUUAUCUACAUGCUGUUAAUGAGAAAGUUCAUGGGCUAACAAACAACACUAAAAAUUCAUCAGUUAAUCAUAAAAAUAAUAACAAGAAAAAAUCUAAAGGCUCAAAUGGUGUUAAGCAUGAUUGAAUAUUUACAAUAAAUUAUUGUCUUGAUAAAUAUCAUGAUAAAUUUCAUCAAAAGGUAUUUAAUUUAAAUUCAAAAAACAAAAAAUUUUCUUUUCAAUUUUUAUUAAUUGCAUUUCGCUAUUACUCCAAUAUAUAUAUUUAAAUUUUGAUAAUUAUUAUUAAUUGUUAUAUUAAUUUGUAUACCAUGUUGAAUAUUAAAAAAAAUUAAAACAAAUAAUAUAUAUUUAUUGUUUUGUUUUAAUAAUUUAAUUUAAUUGCUUCAUCAAAAUUAUUAUUAUAAAAUUUAAUGAUUUUUGAUGGACACUGAAAAUCAUCAAAUAUUGUAUUAAGCAAGUAUAAAAAGUUUUAAUGAAUUAUUAAUAAGACGUUUACUUUCUCGACUCUUUAAUCUCCGAGUGCAGUUUGUUAUUUUUUUCAGUUAAAUUUACUUUCACAUUACGACGACCGAGUAUACAGUGCUAUUAAAUAAAUUUAAAAUAUUUAUUAUAUAUACCGAAGAAGAAAAUAUCAUGAGGAAAAUUCUUUAUUUUAUUAAAAAGUUUUAAAAAUUUUGUCGUCAUUAUUAUGACGUACAUGAAAAAAUAAAAAACUCUUUAAAUUCUUUCUCUAUGUAUACAUGCAAUUUCGAAAUUUGAAUUUUUGUUUUUUUUUUUUUUUAUUCAUACAAGGGGUUGUUGUAAAACUUAUAUAUAAAAAGGGAGAAAUUUUUUUUAUAAAAAACUUUUUAAUACAAUGAGUAAAAAGAUAUAUAAUAAUUUAUUGAAAAAUUUUAAAACCCUCGAAAAAAACUUUUUAAUUUUCUUAAUACAUAUACUGAUAAUAAUUUUAUUUAUUUUUUUUUUUUUAUAUUUAUUAUUGUACAUAGAAAAAUAGUUGAAUACACGUGGAAAAAAAUAUAUAAUAUAUUGUUUGAUAAAAAUGAUAAUAAUAAUAAAUAAAAUUGGCCAGAUUUCAAA
This is a messenger RNA of Aphidius gifuensis, 2025 nucleotides long. Its product is annotated as lipid storage droplets surface-binding protein 2-like. The record is from RefSeq and is a predicted model, not a curated record. The transcript is spliced from 4 exons. Lineage: Eukaryota; Metazoa; Arthropoda; Insecta; Hymenoptera; Braconidae. Bases 219 to 1070 code for a protein of 283 amino acids. Gene Ontology annotation, biological process: positive regulation of triglyceride storage; lipid storage. Gene Ontology annotation, cellular component: cytosol; lipid droplet.